AUGGGGAAACCGGAUUUCAACAGUCCGCGUGGCGGUGGUCGCGGAGGGUUUAGAGGAGGCCGCGGUGGAGGGGGAGGUGGAGGCCGAGGGGGAUUCGGUGGAGGCCGGGGUGGCUUCGGGGGAGGCGGCGGCAAGUUUGAAAAACGAGGCGGAGGCGGUGGUGGAGGCCGGGGCUUUGGAGGACGCGGCGGAGGAGGCCGCGGACGGGGAGCUCCGAGGGGUGGUGGAGGCCGUGGAGGUUUCAAAGGAGGAAAGCAAGUUAUUAUCGAGCCGCACAGGCAUCCAGGAGUAUUCAUCGCGAGAGGUAAAGAGGAUGCACUAGUUACAAAGAAUCUUGUUCCCGGUUCAGAGGUUUACGGUGAAAAGAGGAUAUCUGUUGAGACAGAGGGAGAUAAGGUUGAAUACAGAGUAUGGAAUCCUUUCCGAUCAAAGUUAGCAGCGGCUAUAAUGGGCGGUGUGGACGCUAUACAUAUGCCUCCUGGAUCGAGAGUUUUGUACCUUGGGGCAGCUAGCGGGACCACAGUCAGCCAUGUGUCUGAUAUUGUAGGACCGGAAGGACUCGUGUAUGCGGUAGAAUUCUCACACAGAUCCGGUCGAGACCUUAUAAAUGUAGCAAAGAAACGGACAAACAUUAUACCUAUCAUUGAAGACGCCAGACAUCCAUUGAAAUAUAGAAUGUUAGUAGGUAUGGUAGACACAAUAUUUGCAGACGUAGCGCAGCCUGAUCAAGCCAGGAUCGUCAGUUUAAAUGCGCAACAUUUCCUCAAAAAUGGUGGACAUUUUGUUAUAUCUAUUAAGGCCUCGUGUAUAGACUCAACCGCUCAACCGGAAGCAGUAUUUGCGUCUGAAGUAAAGAAAUUACAAGCGGACAAGUUAAAACCACAGGAACAAUUAACAUUAGAACCUUAUGAGAGGGACCAUGCGGUAGUAGUCGGUAUUUUCAGACCGCCUCCUAAGAAAGCGUAGCUUAAACUUUAGUUUUACAAUUUGUAAAAAGAAAUUUUUAUUAAUGGUUGGUUUCAUUGGUUAUGGAUUAAGUUUAUCCUGCACAUAAGUUACGAAUAGAUUUAAACAGCAGCACGUAAAAUUGAAAGACUGUGUUAGGAUCUGUAUCUCCACAAUUAUUAAUGCUUAGAACCGAAUAUAAAAUCAGUAUAUCAACAAUUUCGACCUAAUAAAAAUAACCGGGUAUAUCGUUCCAUAGCUUAGUUGGCUAGAGCAUCGACACAGUGAGGUUAAGACGCUGGUUCGAUAACUGCUGGAAGGGUUGAUUUUUGAUAUGAUAUAAAAAAAGUUUAAAUUGUUACAUAUUUGCGAUUAGAAACAUCUCAUAAAAGUAGAAUUUGAUUGUAAAAAAGAAUAAUAUAUCAAAAAGUUUUAUCUUUUGGAUACUGUUAUCCAUCAAAUAUAUGUCCACGACCAGUGAAACAGCCCAUAAAGUUUGUACAUUGUCAUAUUGAAAAUGUUUGUUGUAAAGUUCAAAUAAUACUAUUUUUUAAUAAUCUGAUGCAUUUAAGUGAUGCCCGCGGUUUUUAAUAUAAAUUAGUUUUAAGUUAUGUUAAGUUGUGACACGAGGUGAUGUAUGUUUAGUUGUAAGUGAAUGAAUAAAGACGCUGCGAUUG
This is a messenger RNA of Melitaea cinxia (Glanville fritillary), 1622 nucleotides long. RefSeq names its product rRNA 2'-O-methyltransferase fibrillarin (gene Fib). The transcript is spliced from 8 exons. The record is from RefSeq and is a predicted model, not a curated record. Gene Ontology annotation, molecular function: rRNA methyltransferase activity; RNA binding; histone H2AQ104 methyltransferase activity. NCBI's taxonomy places the organism in Eukaryota, Metazoa, Arthropoda, Insecta, Lepidoptera, Nymphalidae. Bases 1 to 966 code for a protein of 321 amino acids. Gene Ontology annotation, biological process: rRNA methylation; box C/D sno(s)RNA 3'-end processing. Gene Ontology annotation, cellular component: nucleolus; box C/D methylation guide snoRNP complex; Cajal body.